This is a messenger RNA of Cetraspora pellucida, 240 nucleotides long. The record is from the annotation of a GenBank genome assembly. NCBI's taxonomy places the organism in Eukaryota, Fungi, Glomeromycota, Glomeromycetes, Diversisporales, Gigasporaceae.
AUGUCAACAAAAGAAACAAACAUUGCUGUAAAAACAGUGCCGGAUGAUGCAAACCGGACAUAUAUAGUGGCAACCGCGGUGCGACAAGCGUUGUCCAUUGCUGGUAAAGGUCAAAAUCAAAAGGAUUGGGAAGUAGCAAGUAAAGCUAUAAUGGAUAACAAACAACUUACGGACACUGAAAGAAACACAAUUUUACAUUUGUUGGAUAAUAAACCUAUCGUCAUAUAUGUUAAUAAUUAA